This is a messenger RNA of Echinococcus granulosus, 3090 nucleotides long. Its product is annotated as SH3 and multiple ankyrin repeat domains-containing protein. Gene Ontology annotation, molecular function: ionotropic glutamate receptor binding; synaptic receptor adaptor activity. Lineage: Eukaryota; Metazoa; Platyhelminthes; Cestoda; Cyclophyllidea; Taeniidae. The transcript is spliced from 17 exons. Gene Ontology annotation, cellular component: postsynaptic membrane; postsynaptic density; dendritic spine. Bases 1 to 3090 code for a protein of 1029 amino acids. The record is from RefSeq and is a predicted model, not a curated record.
AUGGUGGGGCACGGAGACUCUCGAAAUAUCUUUGUGGUGCAGUCCACAGAGAGUGUUGGUCACCUUCGACGCCACGCCGUACUACGCAGCGACUUGGAUGUUGAGGAGGCGCUCAAUUAUGGUCUCUAUCUGCCUCCACAGGGUAGUAAAAAGGGUAAAUUUUUAGAAGACGAGCGCCCCAUUGCCGACUAUCCGGUGCUUCUGCAAAGCGGUGGCCAUCGCAGUCGCAACGCUGACGACAUGUCCUCCGUCUCAUCCACCACCACCACCACCACCCUUACAAAUGGAUUGCACCAUAGUCCCGACUCGGGGGUUGGUCAAGACCCCUGUUGGCUGGAGCUCAUUUACAAAUCUCGAAUGGACGCAGAGGAUUCGCCUCAUCAAUCCCGAAUUCGAAAAUUGAAAACAAAGGUAACCCAAAGUCAUUUUAUGGAUAUGGUACGAAAUCAGGAUGUCAAAGGUAUUGAAAAGCUGCUUGCCAAAGGAUUUGAUCCCAAUUUCUGGUCUCGAAAAGAUGGGGAAGCGCCUAUCACGGCUGCAGUAACGACUUACCACCCUCGCGAUCUGAUCAUCACCCUGGUCAACGGAGGUGCACACAUCGAUUUUCGAGCCCGUGAUUCACACACCGCACUGCAUCGGGCUGCGAUCUGUGGUAACUACGAGGCCAUCCAGACCUUGUUGGAUCUUGGCCAGAACCCCAACUGCAGGGAUUGGCGGGGCCUGACUCCACUCUACUAUGCAGUCUCGACGGAUAUAUCCGCGCGCUGCACGCACGCCCUCCUCUACGAUCACGCCAUCCUUGGAGUGGAGGACUCAAAGGGUUUUCAGGAGAUCCACCAGGCCUGCGUAGCUAAUCGUCCGCAGCACCUGGAGAACCUGAUAGCCUACGGGGCGGACCUGAAUGCGCGGACGCUGCGAGGUCUGACUCCGUUGCACCUGUGCGUACGCCACGAGGCAAACGCAUGCCUGAGCCUGCUGCUGCUGCGAGGCGCCGACACCAGACAGGUGAACGACGACAGCCAGACGCCGCUGGAGUACGCCCUCCUUACCAAUCGCAAUGAACAGGCCACCAUUCUGCAGACCUUUAAUCCCGCUGACGUUGUUGCCAUCAAAGAGACUCCAAGUUACAACACCUCACGUCGGCCUACAGUGAAUGGCCCGCGAGGCGCUGUUGUCUACACAAUGUUACACCGACCGUCAACCUCCUGCAGCAUCUCCGAUAACUUGAGCCUUUGCCAUGGCGUCCCCUCGCCAGCCGAAAGCCUCUUCUCUGCCGACCAGACCUCCGUGACCAGCUUCUCCGCUGCUUCCACUGCAUCUGCUACUCUUCUCGAGUCCAGUCGUUCCAUGCAGAAUAUCCACCGAUAUGCGAACGAGGAUGCGGCGUCAAAUCCGGUGAAACAGUUACAACAGCUUGUUGAAGCACCGCAGACAAAGCGAUCAAACACGUACAAUGAUCCAAAACGCAAGACUUCGGUUCCGAUCGGAACAUGCAUCCCAUCGUCUGAAAUACGAGAAGAAAAGACGUACACCCGCUUUGUUGGCUUGCGCAAAAGUCAUGAGGGCUUUGGCUUCACGCUGAAUGGAGUACCUCGAAAGGCCCUUCAACGACACGGUCGGCAACCCCUGCCAAACACGCCUUCCAAUCAGUACUUCUCAUCUGUGGUUCCAGGCGGUCCCGCUGAUCGUGCAGGGAUCAAGGAGGGUGACUACGUCCUUGAGAUUGAUGGUCAGGACGUGACGGACGCCUGUCACGAGGACGCCGUGGAAUGCAUCCGAAAGUGCGGCGAUUCGCUCAUCCUUCGAGUGAUGACGGUGUACAGGGGCUCCACUUUGCGCCAUUUAUGCGAACGCCCAGAAAUGCCCCAAACCUCUCGUACUUAUCGAAGACGGAGACGGAGUGACAUCAUCGGCGGGAGUAGCAGCAGCACUAGCAGCAAUAGCUUUAACAGCGACAGCGGAUUCGCCGCACACACCUCCUCCUCCACCUCCACCACCAUCUACAAAAAGAAAUUACCGGUGUCGCGAGACGGCGAACAAAGGUGGCGGGAGCCAGUGGGGUCGGAGGUGCGAUCACGGAGUCGAGAGCGAGGUACCUACAAUCCAGAAGUGCGUGUGCAGUCCUACAGCUUCGGCAAAGAGGAGAUCCAUCUCCACGCCACCUCCCCAGCCGCACAUUCUAAGGAGAGGGUGUUUGUCUUCGAAAAGAUCGAUGGAAAGACUCGAGCUGUACCCGUGGAGGACUCCAGAGAGCAAAAAAGUGAUCUACGAAAUGGAAGUGGGGCGAGAUUUGCAAAUAAGCCCUGUUUAAUUAAGUUCUUCAAGAGGUUUUCAUCACCUCUCAGUGAGACUGUCUGUGCCUUCUCAUUAAGGCAACCGAAGUGCAUCUCCAUCCGGGGCACAGAGGAGACGAAGUCCCAGUUCAACGCAGGGUCUGGUCAUCUCAGCCACGCCCAUUCGAUGAUGGUUGUCGAUUGCUUCGAUGACAGCGGUGAAGCCCCCACAACAGUUUGCUCCACUAACAGGGACACGACUUACAAGAACUCCCUUCCAAGGCAAGUCAUGCAGCCAUUUCGGAGUAGUCUCUCCGUCGGUUGCCUUCAGCGCAUUAACCCUAGUCGUGGCAUUGGUAAUGAUGAUGAGGAAGAGGACGAUAACGAUGAUGGCGAAAAUAAUAGAAGUGGCGGCACCACUGCCAUACAAAGGUAUGCCGCAAGUAAAGGGCCAAUAAAAAGUGAACACUCCCGAAGUCUGCCCCGAUUGGGUAGAGCUAUUGUAGUCUGUCCCAUCUCCUACCCCCUUCGUGCCACCAUCUUCUACCCUGCUAUUACUAUUAUUAUUCCAAUUUCGCCCUCCACUACCAGAUCUCUCGGCUGUGAGCAAAUCGAAUUUGUCUCUGCCUUCCCCAUGCAAAUAUAUCAUCACCACGACCGGCCUGAAGAGGCCCUGUAUGAUUCAGCAUACAUCCCACCUUCACCACUGUUGAUGUUAUUUCUCAAGCCAAUAAGGGUCGCCUCAUUUACACUACACGUCUCUAUAUUUUAUGUCCUGGGUUUGUUGGAAAAAAAUGUGGGUAGGCAGUCAUGUUAG